UGUUGAUUGCUUCUGACAGUGUUCUCGUCUACAAGCUAGGUGACGGUCCUCACCAGCAAGCUCGCUGGUUUGCUUCUGGCAAGCAAGGCAUCUCUAUCACACCUAUCCUCGAAGUGAGAGGUGGCCAGGCGCCGGCUUCCCACAACGUUCGCUUCUGCUUCUGCUCGCGUUCACCGCCCCGCAGCUGGACAUGCAUCGAACGACGUUCUCUCUCUGGGCCAUCAUUGUCGCCUUUACGGUAUUCAUUGGCUUACCAAGCAUACCAUUUACCGAAGCUCGACCACUGCAGCGGGUUCUUAUGGAGUCUGUGCUUACAGGAACGGAGCCCACAAUGGAGUCUGACCAGAACUUCUCGCCACCAUUUCGGGCGGCGGGCAGACACAUUGUUGACUCCAAUGGCAAGCGGUUGAAGCUAGCUUCCAUCAACUGGUAUGGCGCGAGCGAUGUCUACUUUGUUGCAGGCGGACUCGAUUUCAGACAUCGAGAUGACAUUGCGCGGACUAUCCGCGAGAUGGGGUUCAACAGCGUUCGCUUCCCAUACUCAGAUCAGAUGGUCAUCGAAAACGCCAUCAUACCGCCAGAGCUGAUAUCAUCCAACCUGGACUUGAUUGAAAUGUACGGGGCGAAACAGAACUCGUCAGACGGUGGCGAAGUGCCCGGCGUACGCGCAUUAGAUGUCUACAAGGCUUGCGUAGAUGCCAUGACCGAUGCCGGCCUUGUGGUAAUUCCAAACAACCACAUCACAAAUGCUCAUUGGUGUGAUGGAAAGAACCUUUGUGACUCUAGCUGGAAGAAUGAUCAGUAUGGCUCCCUUUGCAAAGUCCGGCAAACCACGGAAAGCUGGAUCGAGCACUGGAAAACGAUCAUGGAGCCGCACAUUGACAAUGGACUGGUCAUUGGUGCCGACCUUCGCAAUGAGCCCAGAGGCCUCUGGGGUACUAUGAGCUGGGAUAUGUGGGCAACGGCAGCUGAGCAAGCCAGCGAGGAGUUGCUGAAGAUGCAACCUAACUGGUUGAUGUUUGUCGAAGGCAUUGGGUCUGCUAACGACUGCUCUGGCGCACGUGAACGACCCGUAAAGCUUUCGAUACCGGAGCGUGUGGUCUAUAGCGCCCACGUCUACAAGUGGUCCGGCUGGUCCACGCUUGUACCCUAUGGAAAGCGGCCUUACCCGUCGUUCGCGCUCGACAUGGAGCGCAAUUGGGGCUACCUGCUACGUGGCGACAUUGCUCCGGUAUGGGUGGGCGAGUUUGGAGCCCCGCAUGGCGGCAAUGAUGGUGAUCACCAUUACUGGAACAACCUGAUGAAGUACCUACGAGAUGUGGAUGCGGACUGGGGUUACUGGGCGUUGAACCCACGAAAGCCCGAGAAUUAUGAUAACGAGACAUACGGCCUGCUGGCUGACGACUGGGAAACGGUCGUUGAUGAUUGGCGGAUCAAGGAUCUUCUGAAGCUUGUUGCACCGCGCAGGCAUCCAAGCUGAGCGCUCCAUGUGCACGUGCAUUAUGGCGCAAUUAGAUUGGCAUUGCAUGGUGGCGUUAGGUAUUGACCUCAGAUCAUCGCCUCCAGAGGCGCAUUCAGAAUCUCAGUGUAUCACAC
Baudoinia panamericana UAMH 10762 is the source of this 1596-nucleotide messenger RNA. Its product is annotated as glycoside hydrolase family 5 protein. The record is from RefSeq and is a predicted model, not a curated record. The transcript has a single exon. Bases 191 to 1480 code for a protein of 429 amino acids. Gene Ontology annotation, molecular function: hydrolase activity, hydrolyzing O-glycosyl compounds. NCBI's taxonomy places the organism in Eukaryota, Fungi, Ascomycota, Dothideomycetes, Mycosphaerellales, Teratosphaeriaceae.